Messenger RNA from Globicephala melas (long-finned pilot whale), 4230 nucleotides. It is a transcript of the gene MARCHF5, whose product is annotated as membrane associated ring-CH-type finger 5. Gene Ontology annotation, cellular component: mitochondrial outer membrane. Gene Ontology annotation, biological process: protein polyubiquitination; regulation of mitochondrial fission. Gene Ontology annotation, molecular function: zinc ion binding; ubiquitin protein ligase activity. NCBI's taxonomy places the organism in Eukaryota, Metazoa, Chordata, Mammalia, Artiodactyla, Delphinidae. The record is from RefSeq and is a predicted model, not a curated record.
UGAGCACGAGAGCUGAGAGAAAAGAAACAGGCAGGGAGGGCUGACCUUGAUGCUACUGACGGUGGAGCGGCACAUCCCGCUGCUUCCUGGAAAGCGGCCCGCAGGACAUUUUUCCCCCUGGAGGAAGGAAACGGGAGGGCGCCGGCCGGGCGGCGGCGGGCGCGACGGCGGUGGUCGGGGCGGGCUGUGCAGCCUCUUGCGGGGACGGUCCGAGGACUACAUCUCCCAGGCUGCUCUGGGCCGCCUUGCGUCGUGACCGCGGCGCGCACUGAAGUGGUGACUCUUACCUCACAGAGGUAGCUCCUCCGCCGGCAGCAACUCGGCGCCCGCGGUCCAUGGACCGGAACCCUGGGCCGACGGGCAGGAACCCGGGCCGCGAUCGCCGCCUCCCCGCCCCAGGCUCCUCCUCCUCGCUCCCCACCGCCUCCUCCCGACGCCCGCGGGCCGCGCACAGCCACCGCCGGGCUCGCGGAGCCGCCCCGGGAGGCUGGGUGGGGGGUUCGCGGCUGCCGCCGGACUGAGGCCUACUCCGCCGCCUCUCAGUGCUAUUGUCCCUGGGCCCGGCCCUGACCGGGCCCACUGGGGAGGCGAGUGCGCCGCCUCCGACGAAGAUGCCGGACCAAGCCCUACAGCAGAUGCUAGACAGAAGUUGCUGGGUGUGUUUUGCCACUGAUGAAGAUGAUAGAACAGCUGAAUGGGUGAGACCAUGCAGAUGCAGAGGAUCUACAAAAUGGGUUCACCAGGCUUGUCUGCAGCGCUGGGUGGAUGAAAAACAAAGAGGAAACAGUACAGCCAGAGUGGCAUGUCCCCAGUGCAAUGCUGAAUACUUAAUAGUUUUUCCAAAGUUGGGUCCAGUUGUUUACGUCUUGGAUCUUGCAGAUAGACUGAUCUCAAAAGCCUGUCCAUUUGCUGCAGCAGGAAUAAUGGUUGGCUCUAUCUAUUGGACAGCUGUGACUUAUGGAGCAGUGACAGUGAUGCAGGUUGUAGGCCAUAAAGAAGGUCUGGAUGUUAUGGAGAGAGCUGAUCCUUUAUUCCUUUUAAUUGGACUUCCUACUAUUCCUGUCAUGCUGAUAUUAGGCAAGAUGAUUCGCUGGGAGGACUAUGUGCUUAGACUAUGGCGCAAAUACUCAAAUAAACUACAAAUUUUGAACAGUAUAUUUCCAGGGAUUGGUUGUCCUGUUCCUCGAAUUCCAGCCGAGGCUAAUCCUUUAGCAGAUCAUGUCUCUGCAACCCGAAUUUUGUGUGGAGCCCUUGUUUUUCCUACUAUUGCAACAAUAGUUGGUAAACUAAUGUUCAGUAGUGUUAACUCUAAUUUACAAAGGACAAUCUUGGGUGGAAUUGCUUUUGUUGCCAUUAAAGGAGCAUUCAAGGUUUACUUCAAACAGCAGCAAUAUUUACGUCAGGCACACCGCAAAAUUCUAAAUUAUCCAGAGCAAGAAGAAGCAUAAAACUGUGACUUCUCAUUGUUCUGCAGUCCUCUCAUUCUUAUGAGUCUGUUGUGUUGUUUUGAUUCCAUCAUUAAUGCACAGUAGUGGAGACUUGCGAUAAGCUGCUGCUCUCAUAUUUUUAAGAAGUAAAAUAAAGCACUUAGGGAAGGGGAAACCCUCUCAGUAAUCACGGAACCUAAGGAUGUGAUUUGUUUUCAUUGUUUUGUAUGUACUUCUUUUAUGGCAGUCAUCUGAACCAUUAUCUUAGCAUGGUGAACCUGAGUUUUGUUCAUAUUUUCUUCAGACAGAAAUGUAAAGAUCAAACUGUGCAAAUAUUUAAAAAUGCACAGGCUGUUUUAUUCAAAGGCCUCUUUUGUACAUGUUCAUGUUCAGUGUUUUCUUAGAAUCAGCAAUUCAAUGAAGGUACUAUGAGGAUUUUUCUCACUGGCAUAAUUUGAUUACAAGCUAAACAGGAGUAUAUGUUAAUAUGAGGAAAUGUAAAUUAGUUAUACAUAAUUAACAAACCAAAAAUGUAUGUAAACAUUCAAAUGAUUAUCUGAACAAAUGCAAUUUUGCUGUGUUUUUCUUAACCCAUGUGAUAUCCUCCAAAACGUGUAGGGUAAAAAUUCACAGGGCUUCCAGAUCACUUUUUCACUAUUAAAUUUUAUUUAUAUAAUGUUGACAUCUCAUAGUUCAUAUUGUAAUUUUGACUUAUGCAGUCUUAAUUACUGUGUGUGUGUGUGUGUGUGUGUGAGUGAGAGAGAGAGAAAGAGAAAGGCAGAGACAGAGACAGCGACAUCAGGUCCUUCCAUCACCAGAGUAAGGUUUUUAAAUUCGUGUUUCUAGAAAUUAGAACUGCCAGUUUAUAGUAGUUUGAGCACAGAGAACGAUUUGCAAAAAAUAAAGUUAUUUUCCUCUCCUUUCUCAUCGAUUCAGUUAUUCAGGUGUUUGUUGAUCACCUCCUACUUCCCCAGGCACUAUGCAAAGUGUUGUGGGGAUACAGUGGUGAACAAGACAGACUUGGUUCCUGCUUUUAUGUAGUUUACAGUCUAGUUUCAACAGGUAGAAAACCAGCAGUGAGUAAACCAAGGUGAGGCCUUGAGCUCUUUGUUUUUAUACCAGUCAGUGAGGAAAUAAUUAUGAAAACAAGUCUUGAGUAAAUAUUAAGGUCAUUGUUUUUGUCAAAUUAUAAGAAAAAAAACCAAUACUAAUAUUUUAAAUUUAAAUUGCUUGUCAUACUGAGGAGGCUAGCACCUUAAUAGUCACUGUUUAACUAGUUUUAUAUUCAUUUUUCAAAAGCAAUUAUUUAUUUUAAGCUCUUCAGUAGUGACCCUUUUAAUGUUCAGCGAUCUGGUCUUGGAGUGAUUUUCAUCAAUUAGUAUUAAGUUUUUUAAAGAUAGUUCCAAAAACCCUAUUUAUUUUCUUGUUCACAGCAUCUAAUGCAUGGCAAUAUGAAUGUUCCCCCUUACUGAUAAGUGGCCACUUCUCUUUAGGAUUGUAGCAAGUAUAGAUUGAGCUAUGUUAGAUUACAGUAGUAUAUGUUAACUUCAGUAAUUUAAGACUGGUACCUUUCUAUAGUAUGAAUGUCUUAAUUUUGAGUUAUAACAUGAAAUUUAUGUGAAUGGCUAUUGAACAUUCAAAGUUGUAAUUACUUGGGGAGGAAGGGAAUAUUUGACUGACAGUGAGCCUUAUAUUAAGAUCACUGCUACAGUUCUGAAGGGGAGAUAUAAAACUAUGAUUAUAUAUAAAAAUAACAGAUUAUAUAGCUGUGCUUAUAAAAUAUAUUGGCUUUCUUAAAUUUUCAAUAUGAAAAGACAUACUGGAUAUUUCCUGCAUAAUUCUGUUAUGUAGAACAGCUUUUAGCAGCCUUUACUAAAGUUACACAAGCACACAGUUCCCCAUUUAUUACUUUAUGCCCAAAAUGGGGGAAUGACUGCUUGGAUUUGUUUGGCAUCAGGGCUUGUGAGGGCCAGAGAAACAACUCUAAUCCUUUAGGGGCAGGGAGAAGGAGUUUUGAGGGCUGUGGGGAGGGAACUGCAAGUGCCUGGGGACCAGAGUAGCCUCAGCCCUGGAAUUGAACACAUUUAAAUCUAAAGAGCCUUAGCUCAAGAAGUACCAGGUACCAGCCUCUUCAGAAAGUGUCCUGCACCACCCUGAAUCAACAAAAGCAUGGGCUGACUAAAGUUGGGUGGACCUAGGUUCAGAUCCUAAUUCUGCUUUUAAUAACUAUGUAUGACUUUCAUCAAGUGACACCUUGCUCUCAGCUACAGUUUUCUUCAUCUCUGAAAUACAAAUAAUACUUAGAAGACUGUUUCUAGGAUUAACUGAGAAAUGAAAGAAACAGAGAGAGGCACUUUAGCUAAGCUCAAAAUAGCCUCUACAGAGCAGUAGUGUCUUAAUUGCUGAACACUAGGAAAAGGGAACGAGGCAGUAAACGAGAAACAUUAGGGGACAGAUUAAGACUUUUGGGAUGGGCAGGUAUAUUUGUGUUUUCCAGUUUAUUUUCACGUUUCUUUACUGUGUUAUUUCUAUAAUGUUUUAAACCUCUUUUAUAAAAUUCAAUGACAACUAGUAGAAUUCUCUUCUUUGCAGAAUUUAACUUAUCUCCAAAGUGGCAGAAAAUAUUGUUCAUCAUUAAAUGAUUAUCAAAUGACUGUGAAGAAUAUAAAAUUAAACUGAGUGACUUAAUUAGUCACUGCCUUGCUAACUGUGCUGUAAUUUUUUUAAACGUCUUGUUUUUAACAUAGCAGACUAUCUCAACACUGGCUGGAUUAGGUUAAAUAAAGAAUUUUUAUGUCCUCUA